AUGCCAAUCACUGCCAUUCAUGCCCGUUACAUCUACGAUUCUCGGGGCAAUCCAACUGUAGAAGUUGAUCUUGCUACAGAGAAAGGUAUGUUUCGAGCAGCGGUGCCAAGUGGUGCAUCAACAGGUGUGCAUGAGGCACUCGAACUUCGUGAUAAGGAUAAGGGUGUUCAUCAUGGAAAAGGAGUCCUAAAAGCGGUCAAAAAUAUCAAUGAGCAAAUCGCGCCAGUACUGAUUUCUAAAGUAAAUUAA
Messenger RNA from Loa loa (African eye worm), 249 nucleotides. Its product is annotated as enolase domain-containing protein. Gene Ontology annotation, cellular component: phosphopyruvate hydratase complex. The record is from RefSeq and is a predicted model, not a curated record. Gene Ontology annotation, molecular function: phosphopyruvate hydratase activity; magnesium ion binding. The transcript is spliced from 2 exons. NCBI's taxonomy places the organism in Eukaryota, Metazoa, Nematoda, Chromadorea, Rhabditida, Onchocercidae. The coding region runs from base 1 to 249 and encodes 82 amino acids. Gene Ontology annotation, biological process: glycolytic process.